AUGGUUGCUGAACUUGGACAAUAUGUUCAUGCAAUUGGGACGGAUUCCAACAAUUCGAUGGAACCCCAAAGUAUUGAAGCGAUUUACAUUGAACCUACAAAGGGACAACAUACUGGGCACCGAGUGCUCAACCUCAAUACUAAGAAGAUGAUUUCCCAACCCAAGGUUGUCGUACUACCCAGAGAUUUGGAGACAUUUCAAGAUGGCGAUCAAAUCACAGGAGUGGAUGACACGGAACAAGGUUACUUAGAAGAAGCCUUUGAUCAGGACUAUGAACCUGAAGAUGAAGAUGAACGUGAUUUCAAUCUACGUGGACAAUUCGAUGAUAUCAAUGACUCUGAAAGAGAAGAGCUCUUGGCAGAUGCAGACAAUGAUGUCGAUGAUAUUCCAGAACUCACUGUCAGAUUUGGUGGAGAUGAUGACUAUGAAUCAGAUGAGGACAACAAUUUGGGUGAUGAAGGCAAUGAAGAGGAAGAACCUAUUGUGGCCAAUUUGGAUCACCAUCAAGAAAAUGUCGAUAGAGGAACCGAUUAUAUUGAGAGCCUUGUUACUGAUCUGGAGGACCUAAAAGAAGGAGAGAUUGUAGUUGAGCCUGAAGAGCCUCAAGUAGCAAAAGUCACUCGAUCUGGGCAAACGUAUGCACAAGCUGCAAUGUCUACUACUUGUGUUAUUGAUGCACACAAAGGUAGAGAUAUAAUGACACUGGACGUACCUAACGCUUUCAUUCAAACAUAUAUGCCUGAUGCUAAGGAAGGAGAAGAUCGUGUCUACAUGAAAAUCACUGGCAUGAUGGUCCAGAUAUUGAUUGACAUGGCCCCAGAGUAUUGCAAAUACGUUGUAUUAGAGAACGGAAAGCGAGAAAUCUAUGUGCGGGUACUACGCGCUGUAUAUGGGAUGUUGCAAUUGAGCCUCCUAUUUUAUAAUCAAUUUCAAAGUGAUUUGGAGGCAAAGGGAUUUGUUUUCAAUCUGUAUGACCCGUGUGUUGCUAACAAAGUUGUUAAUGAAAACAGAAAACUAUCAGAUUUCAUGUUGAAGAUCAUAUGUCAAGUCACAUGGAUUCGAAAGUAA
This is a messenger RNA of Cylindrotheca closterium, 1068 nucleotides long. The record is from the annotation of a GenBank genome assembly. NCBI's taxonomy places the organism in Eukaryota, Bacillariophyta, Bacillariophyceae, Bacillariales, Bacillariaceae.